AUGUCUUUCGACUCCAUCUCAAUGGAGACUUGUGUGACACAAAACUUGAGCACCCCCAGAGAAUUCUGGACCUGGGCACAGGAACAGGAAUCUGGGCCAUUGAAAGUGGUGCCUCCUAAUCUACGCUUUAUCAUUGACGACGUGAAUCAGGAUUGGAGCUUUCCCCCAGAAUCAUUUGAUUUCAUUCAUGCUCGCUGUCUAGGAGGCGGUAUUGACGAUUGGUCUGUCUUUAUGCGUCGAUGCUUUGACCUCCUCAAACCUGGUGGCCGCAUUGAGAUAACGGAAUGCCGCCCGAAAGGGAGAAGUGAUGAUGGUUCAUAUCCAGAAGAUAGCUAUUUACGCAAAUGGGAGAAGAAUGAGUUCGCCCGCACGACCCAGAUUCAGGGACGAGUUUGGGAUAUUGCUCCAGAGCUACCCGGCCUUUUGGAGGGAGCGGCUUUUAAAGAUAUCAAUGUUGCUGAAUACCCGUGUCCAAUUGGAACAUGGCCAAAGGAUCCCAAGUUGAAAGAGAUCGGUCGAUAUUUCCGCGCGCAGAUGGUUCAAAGUGCGGUAGAAGGCUACUCCCUCGCCUUAUUUACACGAUUUGGUGGGUGGAAACCCAUUGAAGUCCAGGUUUUAUUGGCCCAUCUCCGAGGAGAACUCAAGACAAACAAGAUGCACGUCUAUACAAAAGCGUGA
Molecule: messenger RNA, 678 nt
Organism: Penicillium macrosclerotiorum
Lineage: Eukaryota; Fungi; Ascomycota; Eurotiomycetes; Eurotiales; Aspergillaceae
Product: class I SAM-dependent methyltransferase
Exons: 4
Coding region: 1-678 (225 amino acids)
Molecular function (GO): methyltransferase activity
Source: RefSeq, a predicted model, not a curated record